Chlorella variabilis is the source of this 660-nucleotide messenger RNA. RefSeq lists its product as hypothetical. Lineage: Eukaryota; Viridiplantae; Chlorophyta; Trebouxiophyceae; Chlorellales; Chlorellaceae. Gene Ontology annotation, molecular function: hydrolase activity, hydrolyzing O-glycosyl compounds. The record is from RefSeq and is a predicted model, not a curated record. The transcript is spliced from 6 exons. The annotation marks the transcript as partial. Gene Ontology annotation, biological process: carbohydrate metabolic process.
GUGUACACCGGGAGCGACCAGAAUGUGUGGCUGGCCGACGGCAGCCUGCACAUCUCGGCGACCAAGGACGAGUCGGGCUACAAGUCGGGCCGCAUCAACAGCAAGGCAGGCGGCAGCUGGUUCCCGGGCAUGCAGCUGGCUGAUGGCGCCACGCUGGGCAGCCUCCGUGUGGAGGCGCGGAUACGGGUGCCCCAGCCAGGGCAGGGCAUUUGGGCGGCCUUCUGGCUGAGCCCGCCCAACUUCGCCUACGGCGGCUGGCCCCUGUCGGGAGAGAUCGAUGUCAUGGAGGCAAUCAACUCGAUGAGCAGCAUCACCCAGGACCCCGACAACGUGGUGGACGACACCUCCACGCAGCAGCCCGACCAGAAGCCCUACUCAGAUGGCUUCCACACCUAUGCGGUUGACUGGGACCGCGACUCCGUGACCCUGUCCAUUGAUGGGCUGCAGGCCAAGCGCGUGGUAAGCCGCCAGCUGGACCCUGGCGGCGGCUGGUGGACGGCUGCCGCGCCGGACGACCCGCAGGCGCCUUUCAACAUCCCCUUCUCGAUCAUCCUGAAUGUGGCGGUUGGCGGCGACUGGCCGGGCCCCCCCGAUGACAGCACGCCCUUCCCGGCCACCAUGCUGGUUGAUUACGUCAGGGUGGUCGGGACGGCCGAGUGA